This is a messenger RNA of Colletotrichum chrysophilum, 726 nucleotides long. RefSeq lists its product as uncharacterized. Gene Ontology annotation, molecular function: protein-lysine N-methyltransferase activity; nucleic acid binding. The record is from RefSeq and is a predicted model, not a curated record. The coding region runs from base 1 to 726 and encodes 241 amino acids. Gene Ontology annotation, biological process: methylation. NCBI's taxonomy places the organism in Eukaryota, Fungi, Ascomycota, Sordariomycetes, Glomerellales, Glomerellaceae. The transcript has 6 exons.
AUGGACAGUGACGACGAGCCUCUCACCCUCUCUUCUCACGCUCUCGCGGCCCUGGCUGAGUUCAACGCCGAGAAAGAUGCCCAUCAGGAAAAGUUUGAGAAACUCAAGGCGCAAGCCGAGGCCAAUGCUGCCGGCGGUGCUCCUCUUUCCAUGGAGGCUUUCACUGAAGACUGGAACGAGUCACAGUUUUGGUAUUCCGACGAGACGGCAAACCUGAUCGCCGGCCAGCUCCUAGAGGGUGCUGGCGAGGGCAUGACCAUUGGCGUUGUGUCUGCGCCCAGCGUGUUUGUUGCGCUGCGGAACUUGCUAAACGCCCGCGGUCACACUCUGGGACGGCCUAAGGUUUUGCUCCUUGAGCACGACAUGCGGUUCAACGUUUUCCCCGAGUUUGUCUUUUACGAUUUCCAGCAGCCGUUCAAGCUUCCAGUUGAGCUGAAGGGCGCGAUUGAUCGCAUCGUUUGCGACCCCCCGUUUCUCAGCGAGGAUUGCCAGACGAAAGCUGCCAUGACGGUGCGGUGGAUGAUGAAGUCUAACCCCACUUCCAAGGGACGAGUAGUUGUCUGCACAGGCGAGAGAAUGGAGAGUCUUGUCAGCAAGGUUUACAAGGCACUGGGCGUUAAAACCACGACUUUUGAGCCCAAACAUAGCAGAGGUCUUAGCAACGAGUUUUACUGCUACGCCAACUUUGAGUGCAAAGACUGGAAGUGGAGGAAUGAGGCUAGUUGA